Molecule: messenger RNA, 870 nt
Organism: Dujonia railenensis
Lineage: Eukaryota; Fungi; Ascomycota; Pichiomycetes; Serinales; Debaryomycetaceae
Source: the annotation of a GenBank genome assembly
AUGAUCUUGUCGCCAGCUGAAAGGUCAUACUUGUAUGACUCGCUCAUACAGAAGCCCCCAAUUAGACCAGAUUCAAGAUCAGGACACCAAUUUCGUCCCCUUGAGGCCAAGACCGCAUUUUUACCAUCUUCCAAUGGAUCAGCUAGAAUUAGAUUAAUGGAUGGCAGUGAAUGUAUAGUUAGUGUAAAGGCAAAAGUGGUAUUAAAGUCGCAAGAAAGCAGUCUUAUUGAGUGUGAUAUCGAUGUGUCAGGGAAUAGAGAUGAUUCCAACUUCGUGUCUAUCUUGAAAUUUAACUUGACUAACUUGCUAUGUCAAAAUUUUCCCAUGGAUGUCCUUCAGUUAACAUCCAAGUACUCGUAUAAACUUUUCAUUGACUGUUUGGUUAUUAGUCACACUUCAUAUCCAUUGACACUUUUGUCCUUGGCAACGUAUCUAGCCUUGAAAACGACAAGGUUACCUCUAUUAGUUAGUGAUGUAGAUGAUUCAGAAGUUGAAGAACAACCAACCUUCUCGGACGACUGGGAUAAAUCGAAAUACUUAAAAGAGAUGGUUUCAUCCAACUCCAAGUUCCAACCUCCCAUUUUUAUUACUCUUGGUGUUGUGGGCGACAACUUGUUGUUUGACCCAUCUACCGAAGAGGAGCAAGUGUUAGAAAAUGGGUUAAUAUUGAGUUGGUACAACAAUAAGGUAAUCACACCAAUAUCGAACAUCAACCUCGCAUCAAAUUCCAACAAUUCUAACUUCAAAGGUAUGGAUCCUAUUUUGAUAUCUAAGAGUUUGGCACUUUUGAAGAAGUAUUGUGGAGAAAUCGUAGACGCUUUGGAUGGGAUAAUAGAACACGAUGACGCUACAGAGGGAGGGAUAUUUUAA